GUGCACACUGAGGGCCGUGCUGUUUUGGCCUGCUGCCUUACAUGGGCAAACCUCUGAACUGACUCAGACGAGCUGGAAUUUCAGCGUGACGUCACUGCCUACAACUCUCCCAGAAUUUGGAUCAAGUAGUUUUCACUUUUUUUGGUGGGAUUUCAGCCCCUGUGUUAGGUUUCCUAGAAAGCGAGUGUCAACUGACUUCAACAUACGGCUUUCAUCGUCUUCCAGAAACACUACAGCGACGUCAAAGUGGAGAAAAAGUGUCUGAUCCUGUAGCCCCCGCCAUCACUUUGUGUCAAAUUUGGAACCAUGUGGAACCCAGCGAGUGAGCAGACAGGACAGGUGACUGCCAGGAUGGAGACCACUCCAUCUUUGGGUAGUGCGAGCAUCUCCGUCUCGCAGCAGCAGGCACCUAAGAAGUUUGCCCCUGUGGUCGCCCCCAAGCCCAAGUUCAACCCUUACAAACAGAUGGGAGAGGCCACACUCUCUGAGCCAGCAGCGGACUACCCUCCCCCUCCACCACCUGUCGAAGAGUCAACCGGCUUCCUGUCAUCCCCUGGUUCCUUCCCUCCUCCACCGCUGGGGAACUCAUACGAUUAUCAGGUGAAAGGCCCAGAAAAGACGCUGGAAGAGAGGCGCUCCAGUCUGGACGCAGAGAUCGACUCCCUCACCAGCAUACUGGCAGACCUGGAGAGCAGCUCGCCCUACAAGCCUCGAAGCACACAAAAUUCUGGAUCCAUGGCACCUUCAGCAGGCUCUUCCCCGAACGCUCCCGUGACAGGUUACAAGCGUAUGGUCAUCCCAACUCAGCCUCCACUGACUGCCACCAAGAAGUCUACGCCCAAACCUCAAGCUCCUGGGGGAGUCUCAUCUACAUCACCUUCUCCUCUAAGUCCUGUGGCCAAGACUCAAACCCACAUGGCUCCUCAGCCGGUUCCAGCCUCCUAUGCUACAGCAUCAACCCCAAGCCAGCCCACCUUCAAUGUCCAAGUGAGGUCGGCUCAGCCUGGACCCCAGCAUCCAGCCCCAGGUGGGCACAAUUUUGGCCAGCAGCCCAUUCGCAGCCCCGCACAGGUGCAGUACAUGCCCGCUCAGCCCAAAGGUCCUGACUUUGCUUAUGGCCCGCCACAGCCUGGCUUCUCCCCAAUGGCACCGGGGCCAUAUCAAGAACAGCAGCAUCCAGGUGCGCCCCAAGUAAGUGGAAUAAACUCUAGAAGACCUCAAGCAGUCCCAGCCCAAGGAUACCAGCCUCCAGGCCCCAAGAAGACCUACAUUACAGAUGUGCCACCCAGCUUGGCUCCAUACACUACUAGUCCAACGAUUCCACCAAAGGGCAGCGCUCCCAUGGCCCACCCUGAAGAUGAGCUGGAACGCCUGACCAAGAAGAUGCUGUACGACAUGGACAACCCUCCGUCUGAGGAAUAUUUUGGGCGCUGCGCCAGCUGUGGAGAGAACGUAGUGGGUGAAGGCACCGGCUGCACUGCCAUGGACCAGGUCUUCCAUGUCGACUGCUUCGUCUGCAUGACUUGCAGCACCAAGCUGCGUGGAAAGCCCUUCUAUGCUGUGGAGAAGAAGGCGUACUGUGAGCCUUGCUAUAUUAACACCCUUGAGACCUGCACCAUCUGCAGUAAGCCCAUCAUGGAGCGCAUCCUGCGAGCUACUGGGAAAGCCUACCACCCUCACUGCUUCACCUGCGUGGUGUGUCACCGCAGCCUGGACGGCAUCCCUUUCACUGUGGACGCUUCCAACCACAUCCACUGCAUCGAGGAUUUUCACAAGAAGUUUGCCCCUCGCUGCUGUGUGUGCUCUGAGCCUAUAAUGCCGGCACCGGGCCAGGAGGAGACCGUUCGUAUUGUGGCCCUGGACCGUGACUUCCAUGUGCAGUGCUACCGCUGUGAGGACUGCGGCUCCCUACUCUCGGAGGGGGAUAACCAGGGCUGCUACCCGCUGGAUGGACACGUGCUCUGCAAAAACUGUAACACCAGCCGCAUCCAGGCCCUCACCGCCAAGGCCACCACUGACCUCUAAACAGCUAAACUGUGAUAACCCGGCCCUCGCUCGCUCUUUUGGUUUCUUGCAAACAUCCACAAAAGCCUGCAUUCCUCAUUUACAUAUAUAUGCCUCUAUAUAAAUGUUCACCUUAAGUAACAAAACAUACUGUGGCAUCACAUUCACACGCUCACAUAUAAUUAUUUACUCGGUACAAUCACUGCAGAAGAGUUUUUCUUAUUUAAAUUUUUUUUCCUGUAGCUUAGCAUAAAGAGAGGAAGACAUGAGAAGCAACUGCUCUUCCUCAGUCUGAAGGUAAAAAAAAAAAAACAAUGUCUUCCAGGAUCUCUAAAGCUCAAUGAAAGAGGGUUUAGUUAUAAUUAUAUUAUAUUGCAUUAUUUUAUUGUAAAAAUGCUAAGCUAGCUGGUUCAUCAUUUAACUCUAAGCCAUAGAGCUUUUAAGCAUUUCCUACAAUUUUUGCACUGCUACUUUAAAUCUAAAUCCGUCUACAAUAUACAUCACCACCCCCUGUUAUCAUCCUAUUAUCAUAUUUAUCACCAGUACAUAUCUUUUAGCCAGGUUGCACGUGCAUGCACGGGCCCAUAAUGUUCCUCUCUGACUUCUUCUUCUAAUCUAAAACAAGAGCAGGACGUGCAAAAUGUUUAACAUGUUUACUGUGCAGGUGAAGUUGUGGAUGGAUGUCAGUGUGUGUGUGUGUGUGUGUGUGAUUGUAGCUUUAGCAGUAUUUUUAGGAAAAAACGUGUUUGGUUUUUUUUCUGCAGCACAAAUCAGAGUACAGUACACAAAAUGGGAUGAAAUUACCCAACGAAGGCUUUCAAAACAGUUCCGCAUAACUCCAAAAAGCAAAUCUAAACUGCCAUGUUUGUAUGUAUUUCCACAUUAUUUAGAGUAAACUGCUCUGUACCGCAGGAAUGAUAAACAGCUAUUUCCGCUGUCGAGAACAAAAAAAACACACCUCCUUUUUAGCACAAUAUUUUCCUUUCAGCUGGAUAUUCUUUCAUGCAUAUGGUUGAUUAUUUUCCCUUUUGGCCUGAGCAGCACAAUCAUAUAAACACAACCUUGUGUUGAGUUUAAUUCUUGUUGUUUUUCAGCCUAUAAUUGUGUAACUUGCCCCUUUUUAACGACCAUAGACGAAAGCAGUGAUUGUUCUUUAAGCAUUCUCACAGAAAUAAAGAAUAUUCCAUGCCUAUGCAAUUUUUAAUGUUAAUUGCAUCGACACUUUAUGAGAAAUUUUAUGAUUUAAGGAAAUAUUUUACAUGUACAGAUGCAAUCAUAAGUGUCCUUAUUGUAACCCUGUAAUCAAACUGUGUGUCUCUGUGCUUUAUGUCAGUGCUGAUUGUUUCAUUAACUCUCAUCUUUUAUAUUUGCUGUUUGUUUCAAAGUUGAUGGACAAAGAAGGGACCGUGAGAGUUUCCCCAAAAUAACUGAUUAUAUUAUUUGCUCGAUCCAAGAGCGAUGGACCAGACGCUUUAGAGCUUAAUCCGAUGGUUCAUUCCGAUGUUACAGCAGUACUAGGUGAGUUUAAGGUACCUUGUGGAGUAUGACUUUACUGUUUAUCACAAAAAAUGACAAUCAAAACACAAAAAAGACAUCAGGCAAAGAAAACGCCUUCAAAAAAAGACCACAAAGAAGCACACAGUGUCUACACCGAGAUACAGAGUGACACAAAACGACUGCAAAGACAAAGAAGACCACAGAGAGGCACACAAUGAUGGCACAGAUAUGCAAACAUUCCAGCAAAAUUAUAUAAGACAAGUAUAAAGACUGUAAAGAGAAAAAAAAUGGUUCGGCUCCAAAGAAAUUGAAAGUAAAAAUUGAAAGUAACUACAAAGAAACUACAUAAACCCUGGAAAAAAAACCUAAAAAUGGUGACAAAAAGCCUUUAAAAAAGACAAGAUAAACAAAAAUUUAAAAAAAAAAAAGAAAAAUGAAAAGAAAAAUGUUUCCCCAUCCAACCAAAAAACUGAAACAUGCAACAUGACAAAACAAGUAAAAAGAAUUUUAAAAAGGCAAAUGGCAACAUGAAGUGAAAAAUUCCAACAAGAAGUAACAAAACAAGUAAAAAGCUGUAACGAGAUGUAGAGUGACGACAAAGUGACAGAAAACAGCUAAAAAGACGAAACGAGAAAAAUCUACAGAGAUGAAAAGACAACGAAGUGAUGUGAGACGACUAUAGUGAGGCACAAAUCAAAUACAAGCAGAUGCACAUGACCACAAACGUAAAAUGACAACAGAGAAAUCCAAAGCGCAGCUCUGCAGCCACAAAAACAGUGAAGAUCACCUACAAGCUAGCAGAACAUGAGGUUCAUACGAACAUUCAGCUGUUUUAUCAGAAGAACAAAAGUGAAACUUUAUGUUGAUUUGUUCUUAGAAAAUCUCCACAUGGUACUUUGAAACUACAAGUAACUGCAAGUUGCAGUGGUUUGCUAGUUUAUUAGCUGGAGCAGUUUGCAGUCAGCCACAUAAACCGAGGCGCAUUAUUCCCGAGGCUCGAUCAGAGCAGUUCAUUCUAACUUUCAUUUCAACAAUUCAUGUAUCUCCUCUUUCCCGUUUUCCUUACACAACAUUUAGUCCUGUUUAUCGCCUCUGGUCUCUAUUUACUGCAUCAGAUGUAAUCAGUGCGUCCUGUUACAGCAGAGUUUCAACCAGGGUAUCGCUUUGUAAAGACGACUGUGCUAAUAAGGUAAACAAAUUCACCAAACCUUUACUGUCACAGAUUUUCUUUUUUUGCUUGUUUAUUCUUUAACUUAAAAAUUGACAAAGCUUUCUAUUUGAAAUGGAGCGGGGUAUUUAAAGUUGAGAAGGUGGAAGCUGGUUAGGCAGUUUACAUUCGGUACUAGCUCACAUGCCUGCAGCACUAACGGAGCGAGGGCUGAUUCUCUAAAAAGGUUAGGCAACAUAAACUUCUCGUCCUCAGGACAUUUUUCAUCAAUAUUUGGAGCGCAUUGCUGUACACAAAAGGUCCAUCGGUCAUAUACAAAACCCCCAAAAUACAGCAUUUUUACAGUUCAGUAAGUAGCGAGUGCACUGCGUCGACUAAAAAUCUGUAAUCUGUCCUAAAGAUCUUUAAAAAUGUCUCCACGGUGUCACAGAACUGUUUAGAACCAACGUCUACAGUCAUCUUGAGCAUCUCAGCUUAAUUAAUUAGGCGGUGAUUAAGAGUGCUAAAGCUGCGACAGUCGGGUCUGUUCUGUCUAGUAACUGGAGAUUUAUUCUCCUGUUUUUUAUUCCUAAUACUUUGGGAAAAAUAUACCAUGGCGAGAGCUCAGAUGGGAUUCGUGCUGCGAUAGCAUGUCACUCUGUGGCCCUUGUUUGGAUAAUCAGGCGGCAAUAUUAAAGAUGCGCUGAGACUUUUACACAUGAAACAGCAGCUGACCUGCAGCAGUGGACGUGGCAGCUGUGCAUUUCUGCCACAGCCUUCUGUUCUGAGUCAGGCUGCAGUUAGUUAAACAUUUCUUUAGUUUCGGCCUCUGUUUGCUGAUUUGCUGUACUUUACUGUAACAGCUGCCACUCAUUCAUAUUUUAGUAAUAUUUGAUAACAGAAAAUACACAUCUAUAAUAAAAUUGGGCUGUGUAGAAAAUAUGAUGCAUGCCUCGACAGCGCUCAGUAAGUGGAUGCUACAGACGUAAACAAAGCCGCCAAAGCAAACUUCCCAGCGUGACAGCAGUUCAGCGCUUCGGUUCAGGAAAAUCAGGAAUUCUUUCAGAUCUUCGGUGCAUGUAGGGGUUGAAGUGACAGUAGAUACCUUCCUGCCACUCCUUCCCUCGCACCGCUGUCACAAAGACUGGAUUGCCCUCCAUUUAAGACUCAUCCACUGUCGCGAAGCUAACGAGUACCUAGGUUUGGUUUGGGUUGGUGGUAUUUCUACUUUGUAAGAAUGCCGCUUUUUAACCUUCUCAAGUUCAAGUUCGCUGUCCAUCGAGUGAGCGGCCGUCCGAGGUUCCCUCUCGCUCCCCCUCGUCGCCUUCUCUGCCUCCGUCGAACAGUGGAGCUCUUGUUUUGCCAGGAGGUUUCCAGAGUUAUUCCAGCUGUUGCACAGACCACCGUGUCAGCUGCUCAUGAAAAUCUGCUGAUGGCUACCAGGAAAACAAAAUUACUGCCGCCCUGUUUUAGUUUAGCACUAUCAAACUUUUGCUUUACCAGGAGAUUUUGUAACCUCUGGCACACAGAAGGAACCAGUCUGCAGUGUUGGUGUUAUUAUUCUACAGCCAUCAAUAAACAUUUACAUCAAAAUUUCUCUAUUGAUGAUCUAAUGAUGUCUUUAACACCUGAUUAAGUAGCGUAAGUGAAAGGUGCAGAUAAUCAACACCAGACUGUGCCGUUCCCUUCAUUUCUUGGAGCAUGUUAGCAUCUUUGGGCUCAUUGUUUUGAGCUGAAGAUGCUAAAAUGCAGUACUUUCAUGUUCUCACCCAGCAGCGCGGUUUCUGUGAAGUAGCUUGGAUAAAAACCAUUUCACUUUUCCAACAAGUCACUCUGGGGCGUCUAGCUGCAAAACACCACAAGACAUCAUUCAGGAAACCAAAACAGCUAAAAGGCAAAUGAAUGUUGGACUUCCAUUUGCCUGGAAUCCGACUCCAAACUGCACUCGUCCAUCACUGCCGUUUGCUAUUUUCCUCAACAGAAGAAGAAGCUUUAUUAUCUAGAGAAGGCCUUUACAUUAAAAGGAUGUAAUGCGCUCACAAAGCAAUAAUCAGAUAAUAUUAAUAGUUAUGAAUGAUUUCAAGUUGGCUUAUUAGCACGUUUUCUGCUCAGCAUACCCUGGUCUGGUCCAUGUGCACUAAUAAAUCUCUGCUGAUGCGCUGAAGCUGUGUCAAACUCAUGUAUUGGUUAUUUUUAUGGAUAGUCUUUGAACAUGUUACGCUUCCUUUCAUUGGAGCACAUAUGAUGCAAAUCCUCUCAUAUGUAGAUAUAAAGAAAUCGGUUUCAUAAGUGAAUUUGUUUGCGUUGUCUGCUGUCGUCGUCGUAGCCCCAUCUGUAAAGUGCCUUUGGCUGAGCAGUAUUGAAUCACCUUACUCUUGCUGUGUAUUUCAUGUUUCCUCUUUCACCUCAAAGAAUUUCACUUCUUUACCUUUUUUUUUUUUUUUUUUUAACCAAAGUAAAUAAAGACGAUCCCCUUUGUAGAUGUCUCCAUCAGGUGCUUAAGGCUGCAGCCGCCGAGCUUUAACUCACCUCGUAUAGCCCGAGCCGCUGUUUUGAGUAAAGCAUCUGUUCUUGAUCUUCUGAAGGGGCUUGAUGUAGUCUUUUUUUUUUUUCUUUCUUCCUUCAAUAAAAGCUUUGCAAUAGCAA
This is a messenger RNA of Oreochromis aureus, 7294 nucleotides long. Its product is annotated as LIM domain containing preferred translocation partner in lipoma. Gene Ontology annotation, cellular component: focal adhesion; stress fiber. Lineage: Eukaryota; Metazoa; Chordata; Actinopteri; Cichliformes; Cichlidae. Gene Ontology annotation, biological process: cell-cell adhesion. The transcript has 12 exons. The record is from RefSeq and is a predicted model, not a curated record. The coding region runs from base 307 to 2025 and encodes 572 amino acids.